This is a messenger RNA of Neltuma alba, 1100 nucleotides long. RefSeq names its product mitochondrial intermembrane space import and assembly protein 40 homolog. Gene Ontology annotation, molecular function: protein-disulfide reductase activity. NCBI's taxonomy places the organism in Eukaryota, Viridiplantae, Streptophyta, Magnoliopsida, Fabales, Fabaceae. The record is from RefSeq and is a predicted model, not a curated record. Gene Ontology annotation, cellular component: mitochondrial intermembrane space. Gene Ontology annotation, biological process: protein import into mitochondrial intermembrane space. Bases 235 to 669 code for a protein of 144 amino acids. The transcript has 5 exons.
GGGAAAAGCCCAGGCAGGAGCACUAGGUAUUUAUUACUCCGCACAGGCUGCCACAUCGAAGCCAUCGGAUCACGCAUCCUUCAAAAACCACCUUAUUCUGCCAUUUCCGAAUUCCACUUCUCCCUCCGGAUUCAGAUUCACUCGGGAUUGAUUCGUUACGGAGCAAGCACCCAAAAGCCUGCUUCGUUGAAUGCUGUGACUGGGUCACUAUUGAUAUCUUUCGAAGAUUCGAAGAUGGGCCAAACAAUGAGUGCUGACGCUGCUCCUGCUGCUGCUGUCAAAGAUGAAACUACCAAGUCAAACUCCACUUCCUUGGAAACUGCCAUUGCGGAUGCUGUAGCUUAUGGAAAUGAAGGGACAGAGUCUGUUGAGGUAAAAGCUAAGAAAGCUUUGGAAUGCCCUUGCAUAGCUGACUUACGAAGUGGUCCAUGUGGAAACCAGUUUUCAGAGGCGUUCCUUUGUUUUCUCAAGAGCACUGCUGAGGAGAAGGGAUCAGACUGUGUACAUCCAUUUGUUGCUCUCCAGAACUGCAUCAAAGCCAAUCCAAAUGCUUUCCCCGAAGACAUUCUAAACGAAGGUGAAGUUGAAGAGACGGAACCAGCCCAAGAAUACAAGAUAAUCCCUCCCACAUGGUCUAGAGAAUCUCGAAACCCCAAACCCAAGCUUUAAAGGAAGAGUCCAGUUCUUUUGCCAUUCAAACAGCUGUGGACCGAGUUCUUGCCGAAUUUGUUUGGAUCUUGCUUAGUUAAUACUACCUCUAGUCCUAUUUAUAAGAUCUCAUUUGUAGAUUACAAACAAAGUCUUAUAAUUAGGAUCAGAGGUAGUAAUUAGGAUAGCUAAACCGAUGAAAGGGUUAUUUUAACAAAAUUUAGAGGGUGUGCAAUUUAGACUAAAGGUGACAAAAUAACGGUUUGAACUUAAAAGGUGAAGAGAUUCCGGUAUAGAGAAGAGCAAAGAUAGCGUGUGGAAUUGAUUUACAACAGUGUUAGGAGUUCAUGGUGUGUUGGGAAGCGAUAUUCAUAAUAAUGUAGAGCGGAUGAUGGAUUAUUAUUUGAGUCCACAUAUGAUGGACUGGUGAAUUACUGAAUUCGUAUGGAAAA